Oldenlandia corymbosa var. corymbosa is the source of this 654-nucleotide messenger RNA. The record is from the annotation of a GenBank genome assembly. Lineage: Eukaryota; Viridiplantae; Streptophyta; Magnoliopsida; Gentianales; Rubiaceae.
AUGGAGUGCGUGGUUCAGGGAAUCAUCGAGACACAACAUGUUGAGGCUCUGGAGAUUCUUCUUCAAGGACUCUGUGGUGUUCACAGAGAGCGCCUCAGGAUCCAUGAGUUGUGCCUAAAAAGCGGGCCGAAUUUAGGACUCGUUUCUUCAGAGGUGAGGCUCUUGUGCGAUCUUGAACAGCCUGAGCCAACAUGGACUGUCCGACAAGUAGGUGGUGCAAUGAGAGGUGCUGGUGCUGAGCAGAUAUCGGUGCUGGUUCGGAACACUGUCGAAAGCAAAAUAAGCAAGAAUGCACUUCGACUGUUCUAUGCUCUUGGCUACCAAUUGGACCAUGAGCAGUUGAGGGUGGGAUUUGCCUUUCAUUUUUAUAGAGGGGCUCAGAUAACUGUAACGGUCUCUUCAAUAAAUAAGAUGUUGAAGCUGCAUGCAAUUGAUGAUGCAGUUCCUGUAACUCCAGGCAUUCAGCUAGUUGAAGUCACAGCGCCUGCAUCUUCUGAGAACUAUAAUGAAGUUGUUGCUGCUGUAUCGUCUUUUUGUGAAUACCUUGCCCCGUUACUGCAUUUGUCAAAACCAGGUGUCUCAACAGGGGUUGUUCCUACUGCUGCCGCCGCCGCUGCUUCUUUAAUGUCUGAUGGUGGAGGUGCAACUCUUUAG